AUGCGAUACUCCGCAGCUUAUUUACUUGCUAUCUUAGGUGGUAAUCCAUCACCAGAUGUUGCUGCAAUUGCCAAGAUUAUGGGUAGUGUUGGAAUCGAAUGUGACGAACAACGUGCUCAAAAAGUAAUCGAUGCCUGCAAAGGUAGAGAUGUUAACGAAGUUAUUGCUGAGGGCUUGAAAAAAAUAGAUGGUAUUGGAUUGACAAGUCCACCUAUGGUAACUCCUACACCUACACACAACCAAACAGGUGUUCAUACAGAACCAUCGGUCAACAACGAUGUUGUAAAUUCAGGCACUAGCACACCUUCAACUCCUGGUAGCGAUCCAGGUAUGGUAAGUCCUUGGUUUUACAUCAUAAUUUUUAUUUUAAUUGAUACAUUUUUGUUUAUUUUUAACAGUUUGACUUAUUUGAAUAAUGGAAAAUAUCAAAUAUUGACCAUAAUCAAAGUGAGCGGCAAUUUUAAAUCAAGUUUCAAUGAUCUUUUUUUAAUUGUUGUUGUGAAAAAAAUAAUAAAAUUUGGGGUCAUUCAUUCAAAUAUGAAAUAUUGCGUUAAUCAUACUCGAUCAAAUAUAUUAGCUGUUGAACUGUCAUAGGUAUUAACAAGUGAUCGAAAAAUAACUGAAUUAAAAUGUUCAUUCAUUUUUUAGCUUCUGAAAGAAAUCUGUAGAAAUUGGAAAAUAUUGGAUUAGAAUUAGAAUUUCAUAUUCUUUUCGAAUAUAAAUUGCCAAUUUUUGUAUUAAAUUUGAGCCAACAUUUUUAGAGACCUGUAAAUUAACCUAGCACGAACUUCAGCGCAGAAAAACUAGCUAGAAUAGAAGCAAAAAUUAUUUCAAAAAUAAUAAAACGUGUGUCUCUACAAAGUAAUACAUUAAACAUGAGUUUAUUGCAAGUCAUUUAUCAACAGUGAAGCGUUUGAUAAGGAACAUCGUGUUGAUUUUUUUGUAUUGCUAUAGAAAAAAGUUUUACAGUUGACUGAGCUGCCCAGUUCCAGAUAGACAUUCUGAAAGCAAGAUUAAGAUGGAUAUUCUUUUUAUUGGCGUAUAAUACGAUUAUUUUAUAGAGAGAAUUGUUCUGUUUUAAUCUACACAAAGCUGAUAUCUCUAAUAUAGUCUGUUCAACAGACAUAUAGAUCUUCUAGAGACCCUCAAUUUUGUUAAGUUGACUUCUGAUUACUCGAAAUUAUCUCUAAAGAAAGGUAACUGACCAUGUUAAGUCAAGAUGUGAUGUUUAUUUUCUAUUUAAAGGAGAUUUGUGAUCAAUAAAGUAGGCUUUUUUUUUUAAUGUCAUAUUUUUCCACUAUAUAACCUAAACAGCUGAUAUUUUGAAACUCUUCCUAUAGAUAUCUCAGACUGCUUUUAAACUGAAAAUAAACGUCACUUCUAGACUUAAAAAUGGCUAGUCACUCUUCUGUAAAGGUAUUUCCGAGUGAUCAGAAGCCAACUUACCAAGACCGAGGAUCCCUGGAAAACCCUUAUAUAUUCUGAGUGCAACAAGCUAAAGAUGUCAGCUUUGUAUGGACCGAAAAAGAACAAUUUUGAAUGUUGACGUGCGUGAAUGUCCUUUUCAGCGAUACUCACACUUUCAGAACUGCACCCGCCUGCCGGAGAGUUUCCGAACUUCCACAGGGACCUGCAAAUGUUUCGACAGAUGCAGGAGGUGGCCCUGGGCUGUCGGUAGCCGAGCGUCUGAUUUUUAGGCUAGCAACCUGUCAAUUAGACAUUAAAUAUUAAUUGCUAACGAAAAGAUAUUAAACAAGUGUGUGAACGCACAAAAAUCGGUGUUUUUUGGUGGAUGGAAUGUCCUAUCAUGCUUUCACUAUUCAAGACAAAAAUUGAUCAUUAUACAAGUACAAAAAUACAAUAUUCAAAUAGUAGCAUUAUGUGAAACAGCAAUUUAUGAUUCAGGAACGAAAUCAAUUGCAGACUAUACAUUAUUAUAUAGGGUGUCCGGAAAGUCCUUAGAGUUAGGAAAAUUUUCAUAUCUCCUUUACGGCUCAACCAAACGAGCUCAUUUUUUUAACAAAGAUUGAGGCACGUUCACACUCAAAAUCCAUAUGGACAAGAGUAUUGAGAAUCUUUGUUAAGUAUCACUAUUGACCUUAACAAGAAAAUUUUACUGUUCCACAGAGAGGAAGAAAAACCAUAUACUUAACAAAGGUUCUCACUAACUUUGUCAGUAUGGAUUUGGAGUGUGGAUAUGCCUCUAUCCUGGGUAAAAAUAUCAGUUGGUUCGCUCAAGCCAUAAUGAAGAGAGUCAAUUAUCUUUUCAAUAAAGUGUCUUUUGCCCUAUCCUGUGUAAUGUUUGUUUUCCUAACUGUGAAACAGUAAAAUUUUCUUGUUGAGGUCAAUAGUGAUACUUAACAAAGAUUCUCAAUACCCUUGUCCAUAUGAAUUUGGAGUGUGAACAUGCCUCAAUCUUUGUUAGAAGAAUGAGCUCGUUUAGUCCAACCAUAAUGGAGAUAUCCAAAUUUUUGUAACUCUAAGGACUUUCCGGACACCCUAUAUUCUGGUCUUCCAAGUGUCAAUAAAACACGAUCAGCUCAAUGAGUGGCGAUUUUACUGGAUAAAAGUGCUACAAACCACUGGAAACAGUCAGGUUUAGAAUGGCAAGCGCACUAAUGAGAGAAUUAUCAAAGUUAGAUUGAAAUGUACACCAAUGGAUAUCACCAUUAUCGCAGUGUGUGCACCAGUUAAUCCAUCAAACAAAACAGUGGCCGAUAACAGUGAAAAAUUUUAUAUUGAUUCACAAGAGGCAAUGGACGGAAUAUCGAAAAAAGAUAUGAUUGUAUUAAUGGAUGAUUUUAACGCACGUGUUAGUCAACUUCAGCGUCCUACGGUAUUCCGCACUGUUGUAUCAUUUACGAUGGACGUGCAAAAUGAAAACGGUGAGAGGUAAGUUGAUUUCUGUACCGCAAACAAUCUGGUCAUAUCGAACUCAUUCUUCCAACACAAGUCAGUGCAUCAAACGUCAUGGAUGCACCCUAGAACGAAAAAAUGGCAUUUGAUAGAUUAUAUAUUGGUGAACAGAAAGUUUAGAUCAAGUAUAGAAGAUGCACGGUUUUAUAGAAAAGCAAGUGAAAGUAUCGGUACAGAUCAUCAUCUUAUGAGAUCUAAAAUUAAAUUACAUUUGAGAUCAAGAAAGAACAAUGAACAGCGCAAUCGGUUUCGACUGGAUCGUGCAAAAUUAAAUAAUGACCAUAUUGUGGAGAAUUUUCGAAAAGACAUGUCAAAAAAGCUUGAGAAAAGAAAAGAUGAUGAUAAUUGCUUGACUUAAUGGGCAAGCAUUUGAAAACAUAAAUAAUAGAUUUCAACGCAGCUAAGAUCAUCUUCUUCUUUUAUUUUAUUAUAUGCAAUUAAUCAGACAAAAAAAAAGUUAUAAUAUACCAAAAAAAAAAUAUCAACACUAAUAAUGACUCGAACUUUCGACGAUUUUAGUCGGCAUUAUCUAGAGAACAUGUAAAACAGAAUAAGAUAGAUACAAGGAGAAGAGAGAAUGUAUGAUCUUAUAUAUAUACAUAUUAUUUGCACUUAAUGUCCUAUGAGUCAUGCAAUCUAG
Rotaria sordida is the source of this 3556-nucleotide messenger RNA. Lineage: Eukaryota; Metazoa; Rotifera; Eurotatoria; Philodinida; Philodinidae. The record is from the annotation of a GenBank genome assembly.